AUGGAGCUUGUGUUAGCUGCUUCAGAUCCGACGCACCGCAAGCGAAGCAUUCGAGCCAAAAGAUAUCACGCAGCAGCGGUGAAGCUCCCGGUUGCUCCCGGCUUCCAAGGUACCUUAAUUGCAGGUCAAACCGCCGAAAUGGAAAUUCAAGAAUCUAAAGAAAUGAACCAACGGAUAUCCUCAGAACCCUUACGGUUAUAG
Molecule: messenger RNA, 201 nt
Organism: Penicillium arizonense
Lineage: Eukaryota; Fungi; Ascomycota; Eurotiomycetes; Eurotiales; Aspergillaceae
Exons: 2
Coding region: 1-201 (66 amino acids)
Source: RefSeq, a predicted model, not a curated record